Molecule: messenger RNA, 186 nt
Organism: Prunus armeniaca (apricot)
Lineage: Eukaryota; Viridiplantae; Streptophyta; Magnoliopsida; Rosales; Rosaceae
Source: the annotation of a GenBank genome assembly
AUGGGUUGCAAGUUUGUGGAUCUGACUGACAAAAGCUGGAGAAUUCGUGCUGGAAUCAAAUGGAGCAUGCUAGUCUUGGAGCUACCUGGCCUAGGCUGGAGUAGACGUGCGCCCAAGGGAGAGCAUGGAAGAGCUGAGCCCAAGGCAGAAGGAUGGAGGCGUUGGGCUUCAGAGCAGAGGCAUUGA